AUGGCGAUCGCCGACAGCCACCACCACCCCAAGUGGGGGAUAUGCCCCUUCUGGCAGUCCGCAGCUCCGUCGUCUUCUUCCUCUUCCACCCAGAAUCUGUACGACCAACCACCCCAGAACCACGGCCACCAGUACGGCGGCGCUGCUCCCAACACGCGCUCGUCCGCCGUAUCGUCCGUCGCCAGAUCGAUACUCCCCGCCCGUCGGAGACUCCGCCUCGACCCUUCCAGCAACCUCUACUUCCCUUAUGAACCAGGAAAGCAGGCUAGGAGUGCUGUUAGGAUUAAGAACUCCAGCAAGUCAUAUGUGGCUUUCAAGUUUCAAACAACUGAACCCAAGAGUUGUUACAUGCGACCGCCUGGCGGUAUUCUUGCUCCUGGAGAAGGCCUCAUAGCCUCCGUGUUCAAAUUCGUGGAGAAUCCGGAGAACAACGAGAAACCCGUAAAUCAAAAGAGCAAGGCUAAGUUCAAAAUCAUGAGCCUUAAAGUGAAAGAAGGAACAGAUUACGUCCCUGAGUUGUUUGACGAGCAAAGGGAUCAAGUGACCGUUGAACGUAUAUUGCGGGUUGUAUUCUUGGAUCCCGAGCGUGCUAAUCCUGCGCUCGAUAAACUGAAGCGCCAGCUGGCCGAAGCAGAUACUGCACUCGAAGCUCGAAAGAAGCCUCCACAAACUGAUACAGGCCCGCGUGUGGUUGGGCUCGGUGAAGGUCUCGUUAUAGAUGAAUGGAAAGAACGUCGGGAAAAGUAUCUUGCUCGGCAGCAAGUUGAAGCGGUAAAUUCAGGGUGA
Molecule: messenger RNA, 786 nt
Organism: Striga hermonthica
Lineage: Eukaryota; Viridiplantae; Streptophyta; Magnoliopsida; Lamiales; Orobanchaceae
Source: the annotation of a GenBank genome assembly